AGCUGAAAGAGGAGGCCGGUUGAACUGUCUCUUCUCCGGGCCUUCAACAGAUUGGACGAGGCUCACCCAGGAAGACCAAUCUGCAAUUGAUGUAAUGAACAUCCUUUGCAUAUAUCUUGGUCCAUGUGUGCGUGUAUUUCCAUAGGAUAGAUACCAUUGGUGACUUGAAGGGUAUGCAGUUUAAAAUGCUGAUAACUUCUACGAAAUGUCUUUGAAAAUGACUGCACUGUAUUUAUUCACAGAGUAAUUGUGUUUUGGAUUUUGCAACUGGAGCCUAUUAAAGAUGAAUGAAAAAAAGUUGGAAACAACUCCACAGCAGCGGAAGCUUCCUGAAUGGAUGUCUGGGCAGAAUGAGACCUGUCCUGCAGUAGAAGGAAAGGCAUCUAUUCAGAAGAGUGUUUUUGAAGAUGACCUCCCUUUCUUAGAAUUCACUGGAUCGAUUGUUUAUAGUUAUGAAGCUAGUGAUUGUUCUUUUCUAUCAGAAGAUAUUAGCACGGAUCUGUGUACUGGAGGUGUGGUAGGAUUUGACAUGGAAUGGCCACCAGCGUACAGUAAAGGGAAACAGAGCAGAGUUGCACUGAUUCAGUUAUGUGUGUCAGAGAGCAAAUGUUAUUUGUUUCAUAUUUCUUCUAUGUCAGUUUUUCCUCAGGGAUUAAAAAUGUUGCUUGAAAAUGAAGCAGUUAAAAAAGCAGGUGUGGGAAUCAAAGGAGAUCAGCGGAAGCUUCUAUGUGACUUUGACAUCGAUUUGAAGAAUUUUGUGGAGCUGACAGAUGUUGCCAAUGAAAAGCUGAAAUGUACAGAGAUCUGGAGCCUGAAUGGUUUGGUUAAACAUCUCUUCGGCAAACAGCUUCUGAAAGACAGGUCUAUCCGCUGUAGCAAUUGGAGUGACUUUCCUCUCACUGAGGAUCAGAAACUAUAUGCAGCCACUGAUGCAUAUGCUGGUCUCAUCAUUUAUCAAAAAUUAGAGAUUUUAGGUGAUGCUGUGCAAAGGUUUGCUAUAAAUAAAAAAGAGGAGGAAAUGCUACCUAGUGAUGUGAAGAAACAACUGACAUCAAUCUCUGAGAAUAUGAUGGAUCUGGCUAAGCAUCUCCCUGACACUUGGAAAAAAGUGGAAGAUCCACAGAGGAUUUCUAUAUUAUUACGUGAUAUUUCAGAAAAUCUGUAUUCAUUGAGGAAGAUGAUACUUGGUUCUGCCAAGACUGUUCAGUUAUUACCAUUGGAAGAUCCAGCUGCUGACAGAGUACAACAGAAACAAAUUAGAAAACAGAAAAUUUUUCCUGAAGUUGAAGAUGAUCUAUGGGACACAACACUUGAUAAUUUAAUUAUACAUGAUGAAGGAAAUGUACUUCGAAAUGAACUGAAACAAGAAGAUGGGCUUGAAGCUGGAUUAGAAGAAGGCAAUAAGUUGAAAGAGAACACAGAAAGAAUUUGUUUGACGUCAUUAGAUAUUACAGAACGUGACCUCCAAAUUUUGGAACAGCAGGCUCAGGAAAAAUUUCAUAAUGAUGUGACUUGCAAAUCUCCUGAGCAUUUAUCUUCUAAGGAUAAAGAAGAGGAUCUAUCUUAUGUAAUUGAAAGUGAUGAAGAUUUAGAAAUGGAGAUGAUUAAGUCUUUAGAAAACCUAAAUACUGGCACGGCAGAUCCAGUUCAUUCAAAAUGCAGAGACAUGGAAAGAAAUCCGGAUGUUCAUUUUGAAGAUGACGAAGAUGAGAUUGAAGCUAUUGAAGAAGAAGAGGAGGGUGCAGACCAUUCAUUACCAGGACCUAAUGCAAGCCAAAUUAAUUUCCUCAAGAUCUAUUUUGGCCAUUCCAGUUUUAAGCCGGUUCAGUGGAAGGUGAUUCGUUCUGUUUUGGAAGAAAGGAGAGAUAAUGUUGUUGUGAUGGCAACUGGAUAUGGAAAGAGUUUGUGCUUCCAGUACCCCGCUGUAUAUUCAGGCAGGAUUGGCCUUGUCAUCUCUCCUCUUAUUUCUUUGAUGGAAGACCAAGUCCUCCAGCUUAAAAUGUCCAACAUUCCAGCUUGUUUUCUGGGAUCAGCACAGUCAAAAAAUGUUCUAGAAGAUAUUAAAUCAGGCAAAUACCGCAUUGUAUACCUAACUCCAGAAUUCUGUUCAGGUAACUUGAGCCUACUCCAGCAACUUCAGGCUAAUAUUGGUAUCACCCUUAUUGCUGUGGAUGAGGCUCACUGUAUUUCUGAAUGGGGACAUGACUUUAGAAUUUCGUUCCGGACUUUGGGCUCCCUAAAGGCAAUACUCCCAUCGGUUCCGAUUGUUGCACUUACUGCCACUGCAAGUUCUUCAAUCCGGGAAGACAUUGUGCGCUGCUUAAACCUGAAGAAUCCUCAGAUUACCUGUACUGGUUUUGAUCGACCAAACUUGUAUUUAGAAGUUGGGCGAAAAACAGGAAACAUCGUUCAGGAUCUUGUCCAAUUUCUUAUCCGAAAGACAAAUACCACCUGGGAAUUUGAGGGUCCAACUAUCAUCUAUUGUCCUUCCAGAAAAAUGACAGAACAAGUUACAGCUGAACUUAAGAAACUGAACUUAGCCUGUGGAACAUACCAUGCAGGCCUGAGUGUUAAAUCAAGGAGAGAGGUUCAUCAUAGUUUCAUGAGAGAUGAAAUUCAGUGUGUCAUAGCUACCAUAGCUUUUGGAAUGGGCAUUAAUAAAGCCGACAUUCGCAAAGUCAUUCAUUACGGUGCUCCUAAAGAAAUGGAAUCGUAUUACCAGGAGAUUGGGAGAGCUGGCCGUGAUGGACUUCCGAGUUCUUGUCAUGUACUGUGGGCUCCAGCAGACAUUAACUUAAACAGGCAUCUCCUUAGUGAGAUUCCCAAUGAAAAAUUUCGAUUAUACAAAUUAAAGAUGAUGGCAAAGAUGGAAAAAUAUCUUCAUUCCAGAAGAUGUAGGCGAAAACUCAUCUUGUCUCAUUUUGAAGACAAACAACUACGAAAGGCCUCCGUGGGUAUUAUGGGAACUGAAAAAUGCUGUGAUAAUUGCAGGUCCAGAUUGGAUCAUUGCUAUGCCGUUGAUGACUCAGAUGAGACAUCAAAGGACUUUGGUCCACAAGCAUUCCAGCUGUUAUCUGCUGUGGAAAUCUUAGGAGAAAAGUUUGGAAUUGGACUUCCGAUUUUAUUUCUCCAAGGAUCUAGUUCCCAGCGUCUUCCAGAUCAAUAUCGCAGACACAAUUUAUUUGGCAGUGGCAAGAAUCAGACAGAGGGUUGGUGGAAGGCUUUGUCCCACCAGCUCAUGGCUGAGGGAUUCUUGGUAGAAGUUUCUGGGAAACGCAGAUUUGUAAGGAUUUGCACUCUUACAGAAAAGGGCAGAUGUUGGCUUCAUGAAGCUGGUACAGAGUCUCCUAAGAAACUUAUCCUCCAAGCUAGUGAAGAAUUGUGUCCGAGGGUGUUUCUUCUACCAAGUUCUAAAACUGUACCACCUGGCGUUGAACAGGGUUCCUAUAAUCAAGUACCAGCUGAGUCAACCACAGACAAGAAGCCUAACUUGGAGAAGAUGUAUUCUUAUAAAGCAACUGAUAAAAUUUCUUCUGGGAGAAACAUUCCUAAAAAAAGCAUCAUGGUGCGUUCACCAGGAAAACCUCACAAGUCCUCAGAACCUAUUAUUUCAGCUCAAGAGCAGGAGACUGAGACUGUGUUGUACGGCAAACUGGUGGAAACCAGGCAGAAACAAGCCAGUAAAAUGGAUGUCCCUCCAGCUAUCCUGGCAACAAAUAAGAUACUACUGGAUAUGGCCAAAAUGAGACCUACUACAUUUGAAAAUGUGAAGAGGAUCGAUGGUGUGUCUGAAGGCAAAGCUAAUAUGUUGACCCCUCUGUUGGAAGUCAUCAAAGAUUUCUGUCAAAUAAAUAGCACUCAGACAGACCUCUUUUCAAGUACAAAACCUCAGGAAGAACAAAGGAACAGCGUGGUGGCAAAAAAUGAAGAAUGCUCCCUUUCACAGCCUGUGGCCAUCACGUAUUACUUAUUCCAAGAAAAGAAGAUGUCUUUGAUAAGUGUAUCCAAGGAGAGGGUUAUGCCUGUCACAACGGUUGGGAUGCACUUAACCCAAGCAGUGAAAGCUGGCUGCCCACUUGAUAUGGAACGAGCAGGCCUGACUCCAGAGGUUCAGAAGAUUAUUGCUGAUGUUAUCCGAAACCCUCCCAUCAACUCAGAUAUAAAUGAAGUUAAACUAAUUAGAAAGCUGGUUCCUGAAAACAUUGACACGUACCUUAUCCACAUGGCACUUGAGAUCCUGGGAAAAGACUGUGACAACAGACUGUUAGACCAGCUUUCAUGUACUUCCAACAGAAAGAGAUAUUUCCCCAACUCUGAAGAGAGCUGUUCAAGUUCUAAGAGAAGCAGGGAAGAAGUAGGCGCUAAUACCAAGCCUGCUUCUGUAACCUCAAAGAGAAAAUUACCUGAGUGGUUUGCCAAAGGCAGUGAGACUUCAGCUGACACCAGCAAGAAAUCAAUGGCCAGAACAAAAAAGAAAGGUCUUUUUAGUUAAACUGUCAAUUGCCAGAGGAAUUGUGUGUGUCUUACUGUAUUAGAAGAGGGGAGCUGUGUUUCAUUUCUGAAAAUAGUGGUGACGAGUACUUCAGUUUACAAAUUAUUCUAAUCUCAAAAGUCAGACUAACCCAUUUGUUGAACAGCUAACAUCUUAAAACAGCCUUGUGCAGUUUACUAAAGUUGAGUCUUCUGAGAGCCUGAGUGAGUAAUCAUAGAAUAGAAUAAAUACAUUAAUCUCCUUUACGCUUCUCUAAGAAACCGUUACUGCUCUGUUUCCUAAUCUCUUUAUUUCAGCAGUAUGUUUAAGGGGGGCCGAUUUGAUAUAAAUAACAGACUGGUGGUUGUAGGAUGAUUACGUGUGCGAUAGAAAAUCUUCAUAUAUUACCAGCUUUCUUUCUUGUGAACGAAGGAAGCAUAGUUAUUUUUACAAAUUGUCCUUACCAUCUUUACAAGAAACUCUUACACACAUUGAUAAAUGGUAUUAGUGGAACAGACCAGUGAAAAUGAAACAUUCUGGGUUCCAUGCAUGUAGAGAAAAAUAAUGUAGCAAAGGAGACCAACUUCACUAGGUAACCAUGCACUUUGUAUUUUGUAUACUAUUUCUAUUAUCUUUCAAGUACUAAAUUCCUUCAUACUGAAUAUUACAAAAUAUAUAUAUGUUAUAUAUGCAUUAUAUAUAUGUGUGCGUGUAUAUAUAUAUAUUUUUUUAACUUUUACGUAAUUACCUUGAGCACUUUCAGUUUUUGAGGAUGUUGGAGUUUGAUUGUAAUCCCUCUUUAUGUAGCACAUGUGACUUCGCUAUCGAAACCCAUACUCUGACGCUGAGUUUGGUAAACCAUGGUUAAUAACACUUUAACCAGUUCACCUUACGGACUUUAACUGAUGUUUUUGUAACUAAAAAUCACUGUUAAUAAAGAAGAAAUAUUGUAGGAGAACUAGAAAAUCUGGAGAGAUGAAAAGAAGAAAAUAAAAAUCACUGGUGGUUGUACCCAGCAGAUCAUCAGUUAACCCCUUCUGUGUAUCCUGCUGAGCCUCUGUAUUCACUGCUUUUCUUAGUUUGAUACAUGAAUAAUAAUGUGUUUUCUUUGUAAAACAUUUAAGUUAAAACACAAAAGGUCCCUGUAUUCCCAUUUUCCUACAUCUCAUUACCAUUCCCUUUCCAGAAAGUAUCUCCUAUUAAGUACGUGACUUACAGUUCUCUAGUCAUUCCUUACGCAUUUACAUGCCUUUGCUUAUAUAUCUACACAUACGUUCCUGUUUUUUAAAGUGAGUUAGAUCAUGCUGUAUGCAACUUUCUGCAGCAAACUCUUUUCACUUAAUAUGUCAUGAAGAACUUCCCAUGUCAGUAUAUAUAUUGGUCUGUCUCAUUCUUUUUUACAGCUACCUACCAUUCUAUAUUGGUGAAUAUAUUA
This is a messenger RNA of Enhydra lutris kenyoni (northern sea otter), 5906 nucleotides long. It is a transcript of the gene WRN, whose product is annotated as Werner syndrome RecQ like helicase. Gene Ontology annotation, biological process: DNA replication; telomere maintenance; double-strand break repair via homologous recombination. The transcript has 36 exons. Bases 284 to 4492 code for a protein of 1402 amino acids. Gene Ontology annotation, cellular component: chromosome; nucleoplasm; cytoplasm. The record is from RefSeq and is a predicted model, not a curated record. Gene Ontology annotation, molecular function: nucleic acid binding; 3'-5' exonuclease activity; ATP binding. NCBI's taxonomy places the organism in Eukaryota, Metazoa, Chordata, Mammalia, Carnivora, Mustelidae.